CGGGGACUGUUGACAAGUCGCACCACCGUUCACCAUUGUCUUUGGAGUAUUCAUUUUAGCGUUUUGUUUAAAGAGUUCUUUUGUUGUUGUUGUUGGUUUUUUUUUUUUUUUUUUUUUUUUUUUUUUUUUUUUUUUUUUAUUUUUUUUUUUUUUUUUUUUUUUUUUUUUUUUUUUUUUUUUUUUUUUUGUUGUUGUUUUUUUAAAGUUUGCGACAUUGUUCAAAGGGACUGAAUAAGUUUUCCCCUUAUAUACUGAUACCGGUGGUUGGCCCGCCUUCUUUUCUAUGGUGGGCGGUGGCUCACCUGUUUAGAGAGUAAUGUGAAUGUGAGUUACCUCCGCCUAGUAAACAACUGAGCGAUGCAUGACAUAGGAUAGUGUGUCUUUCUGAGCUUUGGGAUGCAUUCGUUUUUACCGCGAGACUUCAUCAGUGAGUGCAUGUGUUACACUUCUUAUUAUAGCCACUGGACGGGCUGAACUUAACUGGUCAACUGCAAGCUGACACCAUGGGUCAGGCAAUGACGUCAGAAACGCUGAGCAUCCACGGCAAUGACGGCUUCCGUUACUGGGUGAGUCGAUCACGUGACCUAAAGCCCAAAGGCCCAUUUAACUUAUAAUUAAUGGUACUACUAAUUCCUUGCUCACGACCUUCUGUGAGCGGUUGUUACUCAAGAUGUGUGGAUGCAUGAAUAAAUCACGUGACUGGGUCACUCGCGAUACGUUAAUCUUCAACACACCUGCUGUUGCUGUCAGCGUCAACAGGAUGGCUGUAACUGUGUGCCGGUAGUGUGUGUGUGUGUGUGUCCGUUUGUUUUCACGUUUAAAAGUGGUAGUGUACAGUGUACACCACGUGUACUCUGGGUUAAUUCGAUUUUUGUUUACCACUCUAAAAAAAUCAGUAAAACUUUCCUUUUAAGAGAUGAAUGAAAGCGAUCAAAAGAAGAAGCGCCCCCCCCAACCCACCUCGGGGCCUCUCUAACCCCCACCCCAUGUUGUUUUUUUAAAUUAGGAAAAGUUAUUGUAAAUGGUGACAUUCGGGGCAUCUGAAACUUGUCGUACUAGGCAAGAAGCGCUCUGCGUCAUAUGUCUGCUCUGUGCAUUUCUUCAAUAACAUUUUCCAUCCACCCCUGUGGCACUACAGACCAUGUAGUAGGGAUUUGGCCUGCCUCACCACUUCCUUACACUCAGGCCAUCCAUCCCUUUGGCGCUGCAGCCCGUGUAGGGCUAUGGCAUGCCUCACCACUUCCUUCCACUCAGACCUAACUUAUGCUUUUCUUUUCCAUGCUUAGAAUCCCAGCACCUGUAGAUCUUUUUUCCCCCACAUCACCCAUCCAUAUAAAUAAUAAUAAUAAUAAAGUUCAUUUCAAAAACACGCUUCAUCCCCAAAGGCUCGAAGCGCGGUACAAAGUCAACAAAAAACAAAUCUAUAGUUUACCACAUUUAAAACAAACGCAACACGACAAAAACUAAUUACAAGCAUACAAUGGCAAAGUCUUUCUAGCCAUUUCAACCAUAAGCAACACAGCCAUUAUGCAUUAACUGGAAAAUAAUGUUGACAAUCAUCCCAGAAGGUGUUUGCGAAAUAGAUGUGUCUUUAAAUCGGUUUUAAAGGACUCCAGUGUCUGGUUGUUUCUGAGAUCGACAGGAAGGGCAUUCCAAAUUGUUGGACCAGCAAAUGCGAAAGUGCGCUUUCCGUAAGUCUCAAGGCAAACACGUGGUGUCGAGAGUUUGCCACUAUCGGAUGAGCAGAGCUCUCUAGUGGGUACAUAAGGCAUAAGCAGCUCUUUCAGAUAGGACGGCGCCAGGUCAUGUAAGCAGCGGUAGCACAAAGUUGCGAUUUUGUACUCCAUGCGAGCACGCACUGGCAGCCAGUGCAGCUCUCUCAGAAGUGUUUUUGCAUGGUCAAACUUGCGUUUGCGGAGAACAAUGCGAGCCGCAUUAUUCUGUGCUAUUUGAAUUUUAUCCAGGAGCGUAGCUGGAAGACCCACCAUAAGAGCAUUGCAAUAGUCCAUGCGUGAUAGCACAAAUGCAGACAUCAGCCUCUUUGUUGCAUCAAUUGUUAGGAAGGGCCUGAUGUGACUAAUCCUGCGCAGCUCUAGAAAAAUCGCCUUGCAUAGCAUGUUAAUAUGACUUUCAAAAGUUAGUCUUCCAUCUAGGUAGACACCCAGGUACCGCACUGUUUGAGCUAACUCAAUACGCACACCUGAGAGAGUAAUGGAUGUAGUGUUAUUUGCAGAUUUUUGCUUCUGAGCGGUCGCGAUGGGGAGCAGCUCAGUCUUAUCAUCAUUUAAUUUGAGCUUGUUUAUCGUCAUCCAGUGCUUAACCGACUCCAUUGUCUUCUGUGUCAUACUGAGCAGCUGAGGGAACUGAGAAGGGAUCACGGAUUGAUGAAGUUGUGUAUCAUCCGCGUACAUGUGAUACAACAUGUCAAACUGCCUGAUCUCUGCGCCCAGUGGCUGAAUGUACAUCGUGAAAAGCACUGGGCCUAGGACCGAGCCCUGGGGUACUCCGAAUUCGAUAUUAGAUUUCUUCGAAGUCAAGCCGUUUGAAAUAACUGACUGCACCCGAUUAGUCAGAUACGAUCGGAACCAACACAGGACGGUAUCAGUGAGACCGAAUGUUUGUUGCAGACGCUGGAGCAAUAUGCCGUGGUCGAGCGUAUCGAAAGCUGCCGAUAAAUCGAGUAAAGACAAAAUCGAUACCUUGCCCUCAUCACAAGACGACAGAAGGUCGUUUACGACGCGCAACAGGGCUGUCUCAGUAGAGUGAUGCACCCUGUAUGCUGACUGGAAUGGUUCAAACAAGUUAAACUGAGUGAGGUGAUCCUGGAGUUGGCGGAGAACGACUUUUUCUAAGAUUUUAGAAAUAAAUGGUAGAUUUGAGAUGGGGCGAUAAUUUUCCAUCACAUUUGGAUCAAGAUUUGAUUUCUUUAAUAGUGGAGUAACGAUUGCCUCUUUAAAAGACCUAGGUCUAUCUUUGAGCCCUUUUUCUCUGGGGUUUUGGUGGUGCACCCUCUUCACUCCUCUGUCACUUGACAUUCCCUCUAAGUAGCCUGCCCAGCGUAGCCUGUCCAUUGUUUCACACUAAACAAGAAGCUCCCACCGUCACGUGUCUUCCAUAUCCAUAUCUUCAAUAACAUUUUGCUUCAUACUAAUUGUUCUCUAGAAGUAAAUGAGUAUUUCUUGUUUCAAAUGUAAAAUGCAUUGCUACUUUUCUAGGAGGUUCGAGAGUAGUCAAACGAUUUGUAGAGGUGCAAAAAUAUACAAACACUUGAGGAAACCAUGACCUAACUUAUAACAUGGGUUAGUCAUGUCAGGGGGUCUUAAAUAAUUUCUAUAGAAAUGGUAUUUCACGGGCAAACGUUUGUGGAAAGAAAAUACAGCCAAGAAGCACUACUAAGAAGCACUACUAAGAAGCACAACGAUGAAGCACAACUAAGAAGCACAACUAAGAAGCACUUGCUUUCGUCUUUUCAGAGAGUUAAGAGUGUUGUUUGUCUUCCGAAAGGGUCAUAAUCAUAUAAUGUCUAGAUUAGUACCGUGGAUUACCGCGUAAAAUGCGAUCCAUGUAUGAUGGCAUACCAAAACAACCCCCCCCCCCCUAGAUUUUUUUUUUGUCCAUGAUAAUACUAUACGAAUUACCGAAACAAAUAUUAGUGUGGUUAAUAAAAGUAAUAAAACUGUCAAAAUCCUUUUACGUCGUUUUAAUAGUUAAAUGAGCUGUGGUCGCACCCAAUAGAACUGUGCUGAUGUCCCGUCAAAGGGACGCUACUCACUCGACUGGUGUUACCAAGCGCUGAUACAAGGGGCGCACGGUUGCUGAACGAUAGCCGUGGACUAGAACAAGGGUUGGGAACCUUUUUGUGUAAGAGAGCCAUGUGCACAACAUAUUUUGAAAAGUAAUUCUGUGAGAGCCAUACAUUAUGUUUCAAACUAAAAAUUCAAGAAAAUGUGUGCAUUUUGUGUAAUUUCAACACUAAAAAUGCAAUAAUUAUGUCUCUGAAUUCCUUUUAAUAAUAUUGUUAUGCUGUUGCUAAUCAUUAAUGAGUAUUUCUUACCAUUAAAAUUAAUGCGGCUUUUUUUUUAUAAUCGAACAUUUGUCUGCGAGCCAGAUGCAGCCAUCAAUAGAGUCACAUCUGGCUCGCGAGCCAUAGGUUCCCGACCCCAGGACUAGAAGAUUUAGUUGCAUCAAUAUAUCAAUAUGCCUAUACAUUGUUCACCGGUAAAGACAAAACUUCUUCCACGCGAACCCCUUGUUUUGAGUAGCAUGUUUACCAUCAAAGUUUCGCACUACAUGCGGUGAAAUACGGUAGGUUCAGAUAACGCUCUUAGUAACUAGGUCACGUGUGUUUAGGUAACUAGGUCAUAUGCGUUUGGGUAACUGGGCCAUACAAAAGAGCAUGGUUUCUUUCAGCUAUAUCUCGGGAGGGGGGGGCACUACCCCCCACUGGGGAAAGCCAAGCGCGCCCCCCCCCCCCCCGGGGAAAAGCCAACGCCCCCCCCCCCCCCCGGAGCAAAAAUAUGUCCAACAAUAAAUCAACUGGCACUGCUGGCACUGCCCCCCCCCCCCGAAAAUCUUAAGUGCCCCCAGGAAGGGAGGGGGGGAAUUUCUGCAAUAAUCACUGCAAACGGGUUUCCACUUGCCAGCUAUUCUAUUUACCACUGGAAUUACUUCACUUAAUCCAAUAAUCAACCCUGCCUGAAUGCAGGACCUAUACUCUCUUAUAUAUAGAUUUUGCUUCCGGUGUGUCCUGCAGCCUCCUCAACCGCCCUUGCCCCAACUCCUCAUGUUUUCUACCAAUGGUACUGAGCGCGCGGGAAAAGGCUGUCAAGCAGCGAGCGUCAUGCGUGACAGUUGAACUCAGGUCAAUAGUUGAUUUUUUUUUUUUUUAAUCUUUAGGGGAAGCUGACUAUUAUAUUUUAUAACAAGGUUUAGGACUGUCUUUAGGCACAUUGUUAAAAGGCCGGCAUAUAUUAUAGAAAAUGAGGAGUUAACUUUUGUGUGUGUGUGUGUGUAUUACUUAAAAACCCACCAGGUAUUUUCUCAAAAUACCCGGGCGCGGUGUAAAAAAAAACAACAACAAAAUAACAACAACUACCACCGGUUAAGCUCUAGUUGUUUCCUAUAUUGCAACCUAAGGUCGGUCUCCAGGCCAAGCCUCACAAACGAGGCAGGAGAAAGAUGGCGUACAAAGGUGUCCUACUUGGCCAAGGGUCGAGGCAAUGGGAGAAAGUCAUCGUGAAGGCGUUCACAGAGCUGCCAGGUACGCGUGAGAAUUGGAAGACAGAAGAGGAAAAAGCUGUGUUGGCCAAAGAUCUUGCGGCAGUAUUUCCUGAAUCUUGCCCGUCAGUGCUUAAAAUAAGAGUGAGUUACCGUUAACUGUGUCCUGUCUUAAACAUGAACUAAUCUAAAUUUCAAAAGUGUUCUUUUUUUUUUUUUUUUAAAGUAAAAAAGUCAUAACCAGCUUUGAACAAUUUCUGUUCCGGAUAAAAGAUAGGUUUCUUGUAUACACAGUGGCGUGUCUAUGGUUGGUGUCACUACUCAGUGCGAUAAACUCAUUGUGCCACCCUUUCCAGACUUCUCCACGGACCUCAUCCGAGUCACCCUGCUCUGGUGGCAACCUGCUCUGAUGCAACUUGCUCUGGUGGCAAGCCGGUCGGAUGCCACUUGCUCUGGUGGCAAGCCGGUCGGAUGCAAUCUGUUCUUUGUGGUGAAACUUCUGAAGGCACCUUGCUCUUGUUUAUAUCUUAGAUCUGUUAAAAAACAAACUAAAGUUAGCAACUUUUCAUUUGGAGUAACCCCCCUACAAGGGUGUCACCCGGCACGGUCCGCAACCCCCCCCCCUAAAAAAAAUCGUCCCAGUGAUGCUACUGAUUAUACCCAACUUUUUUCCCCCUUAACCCCGUGUCACUGCCGAUUGAACUGCUAAAUCUGUUUGACAGCACCCCGUUCAACUGUAUGUUCACUAGGUGAUCAUUCCUGGUCUUGUGCAGAUGGACAAAGUCUCCAAGAUAAACCGGUGGUUGGAGCAUCGCCAUGGCUUCAAGGCUCUGGACAAGGACGAUUGGGUGUCCAUCGAAGAGAACGUGAAAGGUAACUCUUGUCUUCUGGUACUUGUGCUAUGACAACAUUCUACGUGUUGAGUCGGGGCCGGGUUGUGCUUUAGGGUUGGUUUGUGCAUUGUGCAGGACUAGGUAAUGCUUUAGUGGUGGUAUGUGCCUUGUAUAGGACUAGGUAAUGCUUUAGAGUUGGUAUGUGCCUUGUAUAGGAAGGACUGCGUAACUAGUCCGAUCACUGUAGCGUGGUUAGAAUGUAGUAACAAAACACGAAACUAGUCCAAUCAUUAUUGUCUGUCACUUUUGGUUACCUUGUGUUUAGGCUAGAGACCGACCGAAUUUCGGCUUCGGUUUCGGCGCCGAAAGUGGCCAUUUUAUCACUUUCGGCAAAGUUUCGAUUUCGGCCGAAACUGAAAAGUUAAAUUUCGGCUUAAUUUCGGUUUCUGCCGAAAGAGAAAAGUUAACUUUCGGUUUUUAUUCGGUUUCGGCCGAAAUUGACUUAGACUUUCGGCGGCCGAAAGUGACUCAGGUUUUCGGUCAUUUUAAUAUUCAGUGAAAGCGAUAUUUAACAACAAACUAAGCCACAUUUCAGAACAAAUUAAGCAAUCUUUGAGAACAAACUAAACGAUAUUUAACAACAAACUAAGGGACAUUUAAGAACAAACUAAACGAUUUUAAAACAAACUAAGCGAACUUUAAGAACAAUCUAAGGGAUCUUUGAUAACAAACUAAACGAUUUUUAAGACCGAACUAAAUGAUCGUUAAGAACAAAAAAAAUUAUCUUUAAUAGUAAACUAAAUGAUUUAUAAGAAUAAACUAAGUGAUCUUUAACAGAAAACAAAUGUUCUUUAGGAACAAACUAAAAGAUCUUUAAGAACAAACUAAAAGAUCUUUAAGAACAAUCUAAUCUAUCUUAAGGAACAAAAUGAAUUAUCUUUAAGAACAAACUAAGCGAUCUCUAUAAAAAAAACUAAACGAUCUAUACAACAAACUAAGCGAUCUUUAACAACAAACCAAGCGAUCUUUAAGAACAAACUAAGCGAUCUUUAUGAAAAAACUAAGCGAUCUUUACAACAAACUAAGCGAUCUUUAACAACAAACUAAACGAUCUUUAACAACAAACUAAACGAUCUUUAACAACAAACUCAAUGAUCUUUACCAACAAACUAAACGAUCUUUAACAAAAAACUAACCGAUCAAUAACAACCAAUUAAACGAUCUUUAAAAACAAAUUAAGCGAUCUUUUAGAACCACAUUUUUUAGAGACCCUGUUUAAAAAAAAACAAUAUUUUGCAUUAAUUUCCCCCCCCCCCCCCCCCCCCCCCCAAUUUUCUCCUACCAUACUAAUUUUAAAAAAAAAUUGUAAAGCAAUUUAAAUUACUUUUAUAUUAAAAUGGUAAUAUCCUACGUAUUCUUAGAUCAAGGGUCUCAAACUCAAAUCAUAGAAAGGGGGGGGGGGAGGGGGGAGCGCAGGAGGUAGUGUCUGAAUGAGAGUGGGCCGCAUCAAGUAAUCCACAAAAAAGCGAUUACAACUGUUACAAUCUGCUCAACCUUUAUAAAUAACAAUAAAAUCAUUAAGGGAUCUCAAGAACUACUCACUGUUGCCAGAGACCUGGCAUACAAAAAUAUAUAGAAACAUAAAAAAAAAAAAAAUCAGAAUUAGACUAGUCGGUGAGAUUCGACUGAAACCGUCGCGGAGAGUCACGUUAUAGAUAUGAGAAUGGGGGAAACGGGCCGGCGCAUUUACACUAAACUUUUCUGUCACGUAGCGGGCCGCAAAAUAUCGUCUUGCGGGUCACAAAUGGCUCGCGGGCCGCGAGUUUGAGACCCCUAUAUUAGAUGUUUAUUUAUUAAUAUUCACGAUUAUCUCAUUUUUUAUAAAAAGAAUGUAAAUGUUUAUACUUUCCCACAUCAUUUUCGAUGUAUGCAGAAUGUAUGCGGGAACGAAUUUCAAAAUAUCUUAAUAUUUCAUUUUCGGUUUCGGCUGCGGUUUCGGCUUCGGUUUCGGCCAAAAUUCAUUUUUAACUUUCGGUAUUUUUUCGGUUUCGGCCGAAAGUCAUUUUUACACUUUCGGUAUUUUUUCGGUUUCGGCCGAAAGUCAUUUUUACACUUUCUGUAUUUUUUCGGUUUCGGCCGAAAGUAAUUUUAAACUUUCGACCGAAAUCAGAAAAUCACUCUCGGUCGGUCUCUAGUUUAGGCUGAUAUAAAAGACUAUCAAUUAGAAAUUAUUGUUGGGUUAUGUAUCAGAUUAUUUAAAACCUUCUAAGUAAAUCAAACGAAAUGCUAGCUAGACACUACUUUAUAUAUAUAUAAAACUUUGUAACUCUCCAUGUGUGAAAUCUCGUGUAGUAUUUUUUUAUUCUAAACAAAGUUUCCGCCAUCUUGUAGGCAGCAUGUUCCGGUUCUGCCCCUGGACGCAUUCGCCAUCUUGGGACGAACUCGAGGUCAUGGAGUCAAAUCACAUGACCACGUUCUCUCACUUCACGUACAAACACACUGACGGCGAGCUGGUGGCCUGCGAGUUCCAGGCGGCGAUAGAGGGCGACAGCUACGUCAUCACGGACCUUGUCAUCCAUUCUAAGUAAGGGAGGUGAUCAUUGUUGUUUUGGUUUUGAAAAGUUCACCCAUCUUGCGAUAGGGUUUGGUCAUUUAAUGGUGGGAAUCUAUUGAUUGAACAUCCGAGCGUACAGUCUGGCGAAUCUCAGUACGAUAAUAAUAAAACAUCCGGGUAUUCGGGUAUUCCGCUUGGCCAGUCUCUCAACAGCUGUUGGGUACUUCUACGUUGAUGUUAUCUGGCGUAGUGGGUCGUAACCUAGACAAAAACGUGUUGACCACUUUAUUUUACUUUUACAAACAAAUUGUUACUGCCAUGUAAGCGCUGAAACACAUUGUUAGAGGCUAUGUUUUAAUAAAACAUUUGUCUAACAUAAUAUUAGGUAAUGCAAUGUGACGUUUUCUGUUCUAAGAAAUGACAAACCCAUAUUCCACAUUGGCCUUGUUCAAACCAUAUUUUCUAAUAUUACUUUUUUAUCUUAACUUCAUCUCCCCUCCCCCUCCCCCCCCCCGCCCCCAACCAAAAAAAAAUCCUUGUUUUUCCAUCUUUCCCACUAACUUUCCAUUUAUAUUUUUAAAACCUUUUCCACUGAUGACAUGAGAAUGAUAAUUUGAACAACUUCUACAAGGCUCAACAAACUACCGUACUCUAGCCACAACAGGGCCACCUUCUCUCUCUCUCUCUCUUUCUCGCUCUCUCUCUCUCUCUCUCCCCUCUACCCCUCUCUCUCUCUCUCUCUCUCCUUCUCUCUCACUCUCUCCCCCCCCCCCUCUUUCUUUCUCUCUCUCUCUCUCUCUAUUUUUUUUAAGAAUGGAUUUAGAAUUUCCUAGUACAAAAUCUUGGAACAUUGACUGAGGUGCGCCCCUAUAUAUUUCAAAAAUACCAGCCAAUAUUUAACUUUGUCUGAUUACCAGUAUACAAUUAUUUUUUUUUUAAAUAUGAAUAAUAAUUUUUUAAAAUAAAAUUAAGUCUUUAAAACCGCCAGUUUCUGAACUUAACAAAAUCAGAUGCAUUCCGAAUGUCGGAAAUUUGGUUGUAUUAAAGGGAGACGAUUACUGAAUUCUUUGUACCGGUACGAACAACUUUAGGUGAGUUAUCUACCUUACGGAUCAUUCUUGUAAAACGGUUAGUUAGACAUGUGGGGUGCGCCAAAGAUCCUAUAAGGUAUUAGGUAUCAUUUGUUUACUGUUAACUAUUCUUGAUUGUAACUGUUCUCUUUCUGUUUUAACUGUUUUCUUUCUGUUUUUAACUGUUUUCUUUCUGUUUUUUAACUGUUUUCUUUCUCUUUUUCUUUAACUGUUUUCUUUCUUUUUUAAUUGUUUUCUUUCUGUUUUUAACUGUUUUCUCUCUGUUUUUACCUAUUUGUUGAAUUAAAAAAAAUAUAUGUAUUAUUUUCGAUUAUUGUAGUGUUCGGCUGCGUAUUCUUGUCUGAAUAUCUGUGCAUUUCAUUUAAUUACCGGUCUACAUUCGUUGAUACUUAUUUACUUUUUCUGCAUCUCCAGAAACCAUGCAUACGGCUAUUUUGACAAAGGUGAAAUGGGAAUCUCGGAGUUCUUCAAAUGGCACCGGUGCACUCCCGUCUGCAAGGAGUGGCCAAAACCCCAAGACCUGACUCCGGCCACAUCGUCCGGAGAGGAUAACGUCGACGGUAAAAAGAGAGUCCAUUUCGAUUUGAAUCUAAAGCGGAUAUUUUUCUCGUCUGGUAGAAUCAGGCACAGGAGUAAAAGCCCCUUGACAUUACGGCGCCACGCCAGCGACGAGGGCGCGAAGAUGAAAAAAAAAUGGCAGGAGAAAUACAACAAGGGAGGCGACCAACUGUGUCCGGCGUCACCUCCCGCUUCCGAUGGCCCUCCUCCCUAUGACUGGCCAGAGCCCCGCGGGAGACAUCGGGCCAUUUCUGACACUUCCGGCGCCGCAUUGGUCCGUCCGUCAGACGUGGAUGUCCCCAGCGUGUACCCGAUGAGGUCGUGUUUGAAACGGACUUACAGUGACCAUCAGAUAACGUAUUCUACGACCAAAGAUUUCACCAUUACCAAAGACUACGGGAUGAACACGUCUGCCCAUCAGCCAGACUGAACGAAAUAAGCAUUAACUUGAUGAUUUGUUGUACCGGUACACUAUUUUUAACUGAUGGGUGUUUAGGAUGGUAUCAUUUGAUGGAUGUGCAGGCUGGGUGGGG
Lymnaea stagnalis (great pond snail) is the source of this 10786-nucleotide messenger RNA. The record is from the annotation of a GenBank genome assembly. Lineage: Eukaryota; Metazoa; Mollusca; Gastropoda; Lymnaeidae.